This is a messenger RNA of Aspergillus clavatus NRRL 1, 822 nucleotides long. RefSeq names its product ketopantoate reductase family protein. Gene Ontology annotation, biological process: pantothenate biosynthetic process. Gene Ontology annotation, molecular function: NADP binding; 2-dehydropantoate 2-reductase activity. Gene Ontology annotation, cellular component: mitochondrion; cytoplasm. The transcript has a single exon. NCBI's taxonomy places the organism in Eukaryota, Fungi, Ascomycota, Eurotiomycetes, Eurotiales, Aspergillaceae. Bases 1 to 822 code for a protein of 273 amino acids. The record is from RefSeq and is a predicted model, not a curated record.
AUGACUGCGAAAGCUCUGGAGUCGGUCAGCCAUCGCUUGACCCCUGAUUCCACAGUCCUUCUUCUCCAAAAUGGCAUGGGAACCAUCGAGGAGAUUAACAAGAAGGUCUUCCCUGACCCUCUCCACCGUCCGCACUACAUGUGUGGUAUCAUUUCACAUGGCUUAGCGCGGAAACGGGACGCGUUCCAUGUCAGUCAUACAGGCAUUGGAACGACCAUCAUCAGUCCCGUCUUGCCGCGCGAGGCACAUUCAUCUGCGGAUGAGGAGGAGCUAGAGUGGGCUCCGAGUACGAAAUACCUCACACGUACAUUGACCCUCACGCCGCCGCUGGUUGCUGUGGCCGAGACUCCGUCCUCCCUUCUUCUAUAUCAGCUGGAGAAACUGGCAAUGAACGCUAUCAUUAAUCCCUUGACGGCCAUCAUGGAUUGUGAAAACGGGGAGAUUUUGUACAACUACAGCUUUACUCGCGUGAUGCGGAUGCUUUUGAUUGAGAUCUCGAGUGUCAUUUGCGCCUUGCCUGAACUGCAAGGUAUUCCUGGUAUUGAAAAUCGCUUUUCGCCAGAACGUCUUCGAUGGAUGGUCACUCAACUUGCGAACAAGACUGCCAAGAAUACCAGCUCCAUGCUGGCUGAUGUACGAUCUGGGAAAACCACGGAGAUCGAGUAUAUAAAUGGUUACAUUGUGCGCAGGGGCGAGGAGCUUGGCAUCAAGUGCGCAGUGAACUAUAUGAUUAAGAAUUUGGUCCUUGCCAAACAGCAACUGGCGAAGCAGAGAGUGUCCGGGGCUAUCCCUAUCGAUGUCCUUGGCGGUUCAAAACUUUGA